AACGUGACCUGGGCCGAUUUGGAGCGAGAAGGUCCAGACGGCGAAGGAAGCUACCCGCGCCCUGUCCACCUUCUGGUCGCUUUCCCGCUGGCAGUCGGCUUCUACGUCCUACGGUGGCUCUUCGAGAGGCCUGGUUCAGAUGUAACACUACAUCAUGAUUUAUUGCAACAUGAAUAAGCCACACACCUGCCUCCUCCCGUCCACUCCUUCUCUCAUGCUUCAGAGAAAGAAGUGCAGGAGACCACAUUCCAUCCACUCUCUGGACUGCUUUAUUGCCAAACCAUGUGCUUUGCGUCUUGGCAUUCAAGACAGUGGACCUUGCAGGGCCCAGCCCAGUGCAAUUCUGGAAAAGGUGUAUUUGUCUAUUAGUAAGUAUCCAGAUGCAAGAAGGUUAGAGGGCUUGUCAAAACAGCUAGAUUGGGAUGUCAGAAAAAUCCAGCGCUGGUUUCGUCAUCGAAGGAACCAGGAUAAGCCACGCACCCUCACAAAGUUCUGUGAGAGCAUGUGGAGGUUUAUUGUUUAUUUAUCUAUUUUUUCCUAUGGAUUUGUAUUUCUUUGGUCGUCACCCUGGUUUUGGGAUACAAAACAAUGCUGGUACAACUUCCCUUUUCAGCCCCUGUCAUCUCAUAUGUACAACUAUUAUAUCAUACAGCUGUCUUUUUACUGGUCUCUUGUGUUCUCACAGUUUACAGAUGUUAGGCGAAAGGAUUUCCUGAUUAUGUUUAUCCAUCACUUGACUGCAGUGGUUCUCAUCACCACCUCCUACAUUACCAACAUGGUGCGGGUAGGAGUCUUGAUCCUCUGCCUUCAUGAUGUAUCAGAUUCUUUCUUAGAAGUAGCGAAAAUGGCUAAUUAUGCCAAAUAUCAGCGACUGUGUGAUGCUACUUUCAUCUUGUUUACUGUAAUGUUUAUUGCUACCCGUUUGGGGAUUUUUCCUAUCUGGAUACUGAACACAACCUUGUUUGAAAGCUGGGAAAUCAUUGGCCCUUACCCAUCAUGGUGGUUUUUCAAUGGGUUUCUAUUAGUCUUACAACUUCUACAUGUCGUCUGGUCCUAUUUCAUCAUUUGCGUUGCCUACAAAGCCCUGGCACGAGGAAAGGUAUUGAAAGAUGAGCGCAGUGAUGUGGAAAGCAGCUCUGAAGGGGAAGAUGGGACUUCAAACAGCAGGAAAGGAAUCCUUAGCACUUCAAGCAAUGGUGCCAAUCGGAUUAAUGGCCACAUAAUGAAUGACCAACAGACAGAAGAGGAAUAAGGGGGUGGGAGGAGGCCUCCAGGGUAUACAGACUUGUGUUCACUUUUCUACAUACGUCAAGUUCCACAUUCUCAAGAGAUUUUUAAUCAAGCUGUUCCUCUGUCCCCAAGUCCUCCAGCAAAUCUGAAAUGGCCACAGAGCAGACAGUUUUGCACAAAAAAGCAAAAGCUGAUUACUCAUGCAAAAGCUAUUACCAGUUUCACUUGGGUUAAAAAAAAAGCCACUUUUAUUUAAUAAUAUUCCAUCUUAAAUAUUUUUGCUGAAGUGUGUGUAUGUGUGUGUGUUUGUAAGGGCAAGGGUCUUUUUGUUUGUUUGUUUGUUUAAGUCCACUCAAGCUUUGAGGGAACACGUUUGAGCUGGGCAAGUGGCGGUUCUGCUUCAACAAGUUUUGUCAGUGGUUUCUUAAUUGCACUUUAGAAUCUUUUGACAGUUUGGUCUAGUCCAACUUGAGAUAUUCUGUGCUUUUGGCAGCAAGAGCAAAAAUUGUGUUCUGAGAAACCUGGACAGUGCCACAGCUAGACACAGCAGCAGCCUGAUGAUCAGGGUAGAAAUUGUGAAAGAAUUUUAUAAUCUGCCAUUGAGAUGCCAUGUGCUUAGAAAGUUUUGUCUGCUUGUUGAGGGGGUGGGUGUGAAAAGAAGCUAGCAUUCAUUGUUAUUUUCAGAGUGGAGUGGCACCUACAAAGUCUUUCUUGUGAUUUCCUAAAAUCACCUGCUUUUCCUACAGAUCCUAUGGAUUUGAAGGCACAUAGGAGUUACAGAAACAAGUGGGUAAAUUUUGUAUGCUAGGAGAAUAGAUGCAGGUGGUCUGGUGUCCAUUGUUAACUUUUCCACAGAAGCAAGUUGCAGACUUGCCUGUGCAUUUUCAAAAGAGGAAUAAGCAUGCUGCAUGUAUUUCAGAAGCUUGUGCUGAGAGGUUGCGACACAAGAGCUCUUGGAGUGUUCUUUUCCCUCCAUUUUACUUAAAGGUACUUCAGGGGAGAUGGAAGACAGCAAAGUGGUGUUGUGACAAGGACUUUAAAAAUUCCUAUUAUCGUUUUAUACUAUUGUUUACUCUGAUUAAAAAAUUGCUUGAAGAAUACAAUCUGUGAAUUUUGAUUUACUGAUGACCACAUGCUAAACUUAUAUUUUGCUAACCUGUUUACUGUUGUCGUGUCUUACAGGAGUAAAUACAUGAUGCCCUGAA
Hemicordylus capensis (graceful crag lizard) is the source of this 2435-nucleotide messenger RNA. RefSeq names its product ceramide synthase 5 (gene CERS5). The transcript has 11 exons. Gene Ontology annotation, biological process: ceramide biosynthetic process. NCBI's taxonomy places the organism in Eukaryota, Metazoa, Chordata, Lepidosauria, Squamata, Cordylidae. Gene Ontology annotation, molecular function: sphingosine N-acyltransferase activity; DNA binding. Gene Ontology annotation, cellular component: membrane. The record is from RefSeq and is a predicted model, not a curated record. Bases 155 to 1252 code for a protein of 365 amino acids.